AUGACGACGCCCGUGUCCGAGCUAUGGCUGUACUUGGACGCCAUUACAGGCCAACAGAAAGGACCUGUGUCGACCAAAAUCCUCAAAAAGCUUUUGCGCAAGGGAAUUAUACAAUUACAACAAUUAGUGUGGACAAAACGUCUCUCGGAAUGGACGGCAAUAGCUAAUGUGGAGCCGUUGGCAACCUAUUGUCGUGUUUGGACAAUGCUUUUUGUCGAUGGACAAGUAGACGGUAUGACACUUGUCUGGAAUCAUGAAUUGGAUGGGUGGAAACCUAUUGGUGACGUGCCAUCAUUGAAAGAGUAUCUACAAGAAGCCAACAAUGAGUUGGAUCGUGACGCGAAGUUGCAAGAAAAAGCAAGUGAAGUGCCUGUUGAAUACCAAGUGUUUGAAAACAAAUCAACUGACGCUUUCAUUGCUGAAGAUGGCAAGCAAUAUGUGUUUGACGCUGAGUUCAAGAUGUAUAUUACGCCUGAAGAAAAGAUUGAGGAAGAGCUGGCGUCUUUACAAGAAGAGCUUGUAGUAAAAGCGAAGGCAGAGAAAAACGAGAUGGGUCAGCCAAGGGCGAAAGACGGCAAUACGGAUAAGGAUCGACCAGAGACUGAUCGAAAUAAAAAGCUGCUUGCACCCACUGUGUCGACAACAUUCUCUAAUGAAGCAAACGUGGAUACGGAUUCUGUUAAAAAGCGAAAAAAGAAGAAGAAAAGCGACAAGUGGAAACGAAGCAAAAAAAAUACAUGGGCCUAUGUGAACGGCUUACCACUAGAUGUCACGGUGCAAGAGGUGCACGAUCAUUUUGCAAAAUGUGGCGUAAUCCAGCUGGACAUUGUAACUGGUGAACCGCGCAUCAAGCUUUAUCAAAACCGAGAGAGCGGGGGGUUGAACGGCGACGGGGCAGUUUGCUAUAUGAAGGAAGCAUCGGUAGAGCUAGCCGUACAACUACUCGACAAAUCUCGGAUCCGACCUGAUUGGCCUAUCGACGUAUCCCCUGCAGAGUUUCAGCAAAAAGGAGCAGAGUUUGUGAAGCGAAAGAAGAAGAAGAUCGAUACACGCGCCAAGAUUAAAAUGUUUGAGAAGGAAAAGGCUUUGUCCUGGAAUGAAGGUGAAAUUAAUGAGCCAGGUGGCUUGCGCAUUGUGGUUAUUAAGCACUUGUUUACCCCUGCUGAAAUUGAAGACGAAACAUAUGAACAAGAACUGCAAGAAGAUAUUCAUGACGAAUGCUCCAAGAUCGGUGAGGUGUCCAAGAUCACGCUUUUUGCGAAGCAUGUGGACGGCGUGGUGGUAAUUAAAUUUGCUUCAAGUGGGUCUGCCGCUCGAUGUGUCGAAAUUAUGAACGGACGGUUCUUUGCUGGCCGUCAACUUGAGUGUAAGUUUUGGAGUGGUACAGACUAUACCUACCGCGAAAGUAAGAAUGAGGAGAAAGAGCGUGCAGACAAAUUUCACGAGUGGCUGGAGGAAGGUUCGUCGUCGUCUGAUAGUGAAGCUAACGACGAAGAGCUGAGGAAGCAAGACGAGAAAUUAUUAUAG
Molecule: messenger RNA, 1527 nt
Organism: Peronospora belbahrii
Lineage: Eukaryota; Oomycota; Peronosporomycetes; Peronosporales; Peronosporaceae
Source: the annotation of a GenBank genome assembly